GAAGAGAGAGAGGGAGGUACUAGAAGGUGGAUGGCGGUGCGUUCCAAUUUCACACACGUCUCCUUCGUCUGAAAGUAACUGUUUGCUCGCUUUUUUCUCGAACCUUCCACCGGAGAUCCUUGCCGGACGGCCAUCGGAGCUCCGUAUCAUCGGAAUCUGGCCUUGAUCGGCUGGAUUCGAUUCGAUUGGGUUCGGCAUCGACGGUGACCGUGGUAGUUGAGAGCUGAAACGGUGGCGUUUUGAAUCUGUUCGUGUUUGGGUGAAACGAAAAUGAAUGGGAUUGGGAAUGGAGGUUUUAGCAGCAUGGAGAUGGAAUACAUAAGGAGGCAUCAUAGACAGGAGCCCGGGGAGAAUCAGUGCUCCUCAGCACUCGUUAAGCAUAUCAGAGCGCCGGUUCCUCUGGUGUGGUCCUUGGUGAGGAGGUUUGAUCAGCCGCAGAAGUACAAGCCGUUCAUAAGUAGGUGUGUGGUGAGGGGAAACCUUGAGAUCGGAAGUCUUAGAGAAGUUGAUGUUAAGUCGGGGCUUCCUGCCACUACUAGUACUGAAAGAUUGGAGCUCCUUGAUGACAAUGAGCAUAUCCUUAGCAUCAGGAUUAUUGGUGGUGAUCAUAGACUUAGGAACUACUCGUCUAUCAUGUCCCUCCACCCGGAAAUUAUUGAAGGAAGGCCAGGUACCCUGGUGAUUGAAUCUUUUGUGGUGGAUGUACCUGAGGGGAACACCAAGGACGAGACCUGCUACUUUGUUGAAGCCUUGAUUAAGUGCAAUCUCAAAUCACUUGCUGAUGUCUCAGAAGGGCUUGCUGUGCAGGACCUCACCGAACCAAUUGAUCGUAUGUAUGAGCUGUUGAUAAGUGGCUGAUAACUUGGCUGCCAUGGAUGAAGUUUCGAGGGCUUUCCUAUUUCGGAGGCUUAGGAGACAGACUGGCAAAUGGCAAUGGUGCUUGUUCUAUCUGUUAUAGAGUAGAAGGGUUGUUCAUUCGAUUUGCUCUAUUAAUUAUCUUUGUUGUAUAUGCUGUUUUCUCUCUUCUGUAGUUAAAGAACAGAAAUAUUUUAGACAGGUGUCUGAAUCCAGUACAUAAAAGGCGAAGGACCAGGUGCUUCGGCGUGAUCUCUAUGUGAUGUACUUGUAUAAUACGUGCUGGUGACAGUGGGUCUGUAAAAUUGUUUCGAUUAAUCAGUUGUAAUUUCUAGUUAAAUUAAAAUUUUCACAUAUAGGGGAGAUGGAAAAAAAUUUCA
Molecule: messenger RNA, 1235 nt
Organism: Gastrolobium bilobum
Lineage: Eukaryota; Viridiplantae; Streptophyta; Magnoliopsida; Fabales; Fabaceae
Product: abscisic acid receptor PYL8-like
Exons: 3
Coding region: 271-858 (195 amino acids)
Biological process (GO): abscisic acid-activated signaling pathway
Cellular component (GO): cytoplasm; nucleus
Molecular function (GO): abscisic acid binding; signaling receptor activity; protein phosphatase inhibitor activity
Source: RefSeq, a predicted model, not a curated record